This is a messenger RNA of Cooperia oncophora, 309 nucleotides long. The record is from the annotation of a GenBank genome assembly. Lineage: Eukaryota; Metazoa; Nematoda; Chromadorea; Rhabditida; Trichostrongylidae.
AUGAUUGAAGAAAUGUUUGUUAGCGGUGCAGUUGAAAUGAAUCGACAAGUGGAAUCCAACGUUUUGUCCAUCGGUUUAGGAGCAGGUUAUAUGAACUCUUAUCUUCAUGGAAGGUAUCCAAAGAUGAACAUUACCGUGGUGGAAAUUGAACCGAAGAUGGUGCAGCUCGCACUCAAAUGGUUUGACCUAGUGCUGGAUGACUUACAUCGGGUGAUUACCAUGGAUGGUGCGAAAUUUCUCAAGCAGGCGGCAGAAGAAGGUGAGAGCUUUUGCACCAUCGCCUUCGAUCCAUUUACGGUUUUUUUAUAA